Lathyrus sativus (Indian pea) is the source of this 648-nucleotide messenger RNA. Lineage: Eukaryota; Viridiplantae; Streptophyta; Magnoliopsida; Fabales; Fabaceae. The record is from the annotation of a GenBank genome assembly.
AUGGCGCUAACUUCUUCACUCUCACUCAUUCCUCCCAUCAUCACAUCUCCACCCAAACUCACUUCUAAAUCCUUCUCAUCUCUAUCACCACCCAACUUCCAUGGCAUCUUCACCAAAUCCAACAACAACUCAUCAAAAUUCUUGUUGAAUGCUGGUUUCAAUCUUGUUGAGCCUGACCUCAAUGAAGAACCUAUAGACCAAUUUCGCACUAAUGGCAUUGCAAUUGAAGAUUUUGAGUUUGGAAUAUUUGAUGGUCACCAUACUUUCCAUGAAGGAGAAGUUGAGAGAGGAACGUUUUGGGGUGGAAUUAAGGAAGACAUAGAAGGAGCAGGACCCCCCACUGGAUUUCAGGGUUUAAUUUCAUGGCUCUUCCCACCAGCCAUGGCUGCUGGAGUAUUCUUCAAUGUUCCGGGUGAAUACUUGUUCAUUGGAGCAGGAAUAUUUACAAUAGUAUUUUGCAUAAUUGAGAUGGAUAAACCUGAUCAACCACACCACUUUGAACCUGAAAUAUACAACAUGGAAAGAGUAGCUAGAGACAAGUUGAUAAAUGAGUAUAAUUCUAUGAGUAUAUGGGAUUUCAAUGACAAAUAUGGUGACCUUUGGGAUUUUACAAUCCAGAAGGAUGCAAGUGACAUUAUGAAGAGAUAA